CGUGGACUGGAGUCGUAUUCUUAAACCUUUGUCACAGUCCCGAGCGGAGUCUGUGGGGGACCUUCUCGAGUCCGGAGUGCCCAGGGCAUGGGAGACCCCGGAGGCCUUCCUGGGCCGGGACCCCGCCGCCAUCCCGAGGGGAAGCGGCUCGGGCGCCUAGUCUUCUUCCGAGCCUUAGUUUCCCCGUCUAUCAAAUAGAGCUCAGCAAGUUCGCGCCCCCUGUUCGUACCGAGCUCCUCGGGGGCUCAGAGUUCUCCGGCUCCGCUGCCGCUGUUUGGUGUGCGAGGAUCAGACCCCCCGGUGCUGGGGGGAAAGAGAGCAAACGGGUCCGGAUCCUUCCCGCGGGCUCAGGACUAAUAUAAAAUACAGGAAACAUGUCUCGAAGAUAUGACUCGAGGACCACUAUAUUUUCACCAGAAGGUCGUUUGUAUCAGGUAGAAUAUGCCAUGGAAGCUAUUGGACACGCAGGCACCUGCUUGGGAAUUUUAGCAAAUGAUGGUGUUUUGCUAGCUGCAGAGAGACGAAACAUCCACAAGCUUCUGGAUGAAGUCUUUUUUUCAGAGAAGAUUUACAAACUCAAUGAGGAUAUGGCUUGCAGUGUGGCAGGCAUAACUUCUGACGCAAAUGUUUUAACUAACGAACUGAGGCUCAUUGCUCAAAGGUACCUAUUACAGUAUCAAGAGCCUAUUCCUUGUGAGCAACUGGUUACAGCACUGUGUGAUAUCAAACAAGCUUAUACACAAUUUGGAGGAAAACGCCCUUUUGGUGUUUCACUGCUGUACAUUGGCUGGGAUAAACAUUAUGGCUUCCAGCUAUAUCAGAGUGACCCCAGUGGAAAUUACGGAGGCUGGAAAGCCACUUGCAUUGGGAACAAUAGUGCGGCAGCAGUGUCGAUGUUAAAGCAAGACUACAAGGAAGGCGGGAUGACUCUGAAGUCAGCCCUUGCAUUAGCAAUCAAAGUGUUAAACAAAACCAUGGAUGUUAGUAAACUUUCUGCAGAAAAAGUUGAAAUCGCAACAUUGACAAGAGAAAAUGGAAAGACGACAAUAAGAGUUUUAAAACAGAAAGAAGUAGAACAAUUGAUUAAGAAACAUGAAGAGGAAGAAGCAAAAGCAGAACGGGAGAAGAAGGAAAAAGAACAGAAAGAAAAGGAUAAAUAAAUAGAAUCUGAAAUCAGGAUUUCUUUUUAAAAUAAAUAACCUUAGGGUUCCUUUUCAGCUUAAAAAGCUGCUCUUAAAAUUCCACAAGGAAGAAGCCUCAGCCAGGUUUUUCUUAGUAUCUUCGGUGAGGAAAUAGGACAUUACUUACUGGAUGGGGUCCUUGUCAUUUCUGUGCUCCUCAGUACUUUACUGUAAUGAUGAUUAUUCCUCACGGACACCUUAUGUCUGCUUUUUGAAUAAAACUUGGAAACAA
Messenger RNA from Antechinus flavipes (yellow-footed antechinus), 1413 nucleotides. RefSeq names its product proteasome 20S subunit alpha 4 (gene PSMA4). Gene Ontology annotation, biological process: ubiquitin-dependent protein catabolic process. Gene Ontology annotation, cellular component: nucleus; proteasome core complex; proteasome core complex, alpha-subunit complex. The transcript is spliced from 9 exons. The record is from RefSeq and is a predicted model, not a curated record. The coding region runs from base 375 to 1160 and encodes 261 amino acids. NCBI's taxonomy places the organism in Eukaryota, Metazoa, Chordata, Mammalia, Dasyuromorphia, Dasyuridae.